This is a messenger RNA of Alternaria viburni, 945 nucleotides long. RefSeq lists its product as uncharacterized. Gene Ontology annotation, molecular function: S-adenosyl-L-methionine transmembrane transporter activity. The record is from RefSeq and is a predicted model, not a curated record. NCBI's taxonomy places the organism in Eukaryota, Fungi, Ascomycota, Dothideomycetes, Pleosporales, Pleosporaceae. The coding region runs from base 1 to 945 and encodes 314 amino acids. Gene Ontology annotation, cellular component: mitochondrial inner membrane. The transcript has 2 exons.
AUGUCGUUUGGACGGAAAGAAAGUGUCCGCGAGAUAAGAGGAGAACCAGAUAUGCGGAAAAUAUACAUGCUAACCACCCCAUCAGCAGGAGCGUUCUUCACAACCUACGAACACACAAAAUCCCUCUUCACCCGCCUAAAUACCAAUACCAGAAACGAAGCCAUCCUCCCCAUAGCCUUCGUCCACGCCUCCGCCUCUUCCUUAGCAGAACUAGUCUCCUGCGCCAUCCUCACCCCCGCAGAAGUCAUAAAGCAGAACGCGCAGAUGGUUUCUUCGACUUCUCAAUCGCAGAAUGCCACGUUACAGACGCUGGCCAAAUUCCAAUCCAACCCCCUCGCCCUCUGGCGCGGCUACACCGCCCUCGCAGGCCGCAACCUCCCUUUUACCGCGAUGCAGUUCCCUAUGUUCGAGAGGCUCAAAGAGGGGAUUAAGAAGUAUAGGGAUGAUAGAGGUUUGACGAAAGGUGGGAUAUUUGAGAUGGGUUGGAUCACGGCGUUGAGCGCGGGGAGUGCGGGGGCGGUCAGUGCGGUGCUUACGACGCCGGUGGAUGUUAUUAAGACGAGGGUUAUGCUCGCUGCUGCGGAGGGACCUGGGGAUGAGGGGAAGGGGAAGAAGGGGGGGAAUGGGGGGAAAGGGUUGGUAGAUGCGCUGGGGAAGGAGGCGGCGGGGACGAAGGAUACGGUUAAGAAUGCGGCGAAGGACGCGGCGGAUUCUCUUAAUCCGAUGAAGGCUUCGCCGUCGCAGUCGAGAGGCAGGAAGAGUAGUUGGGCUGUGGGCAAGGAGAUUGUAGAGGAGAAGGGGUUUAAGGGAUUGUGGAGAGGUGGUGCGUUGAGGGGUGUUUGGACAUUCAUCGGGGCGGGACUAUAUCUGGGUGCGUAUGAGAGUGGGAGGGUUUGGCUGGCGGGGAGGAGGGGGGAAAGCGUUGAUGAGGAUGAUUUGCUGUAG